AUGAAGGAGGAGGUGGAGGUUGAGAUAGAUGUGAAGGUGAAGGUCGAAAUAGAGGUGGACAAGGUGGAGGCUGAGAUGAACGAGGAGGUGGAGAUGGAGGUUGAGAUAGAUGUGAAGGUGAAGGUCAAAAUAGAGGUGGACAAGGUUGAGGCUGAGUUGAAGGAGGAGAUGGAGAUAAAUGUGAAGGUGAAGGUCGAAAUAAAGGUGGACAAGGUCGACGUUGACAUGAAGGAGGAGGUGGAGGUUGAGAUAGAUGGGAAGGUGAAGGUGGAGGUGGAGGUUGAGAUGAAGAUGAGUACUAAACUUGAAUGGAUAAUGUUAGCUCUGUAUUGUCUUCAUGAACUCCCUCAUUCACACAAGUUUGAGGUGCAAAAUAAUGAGAACUGA
This is a messenger RNA of Sphenostylis stenocarpa, 387 nucleotides long. The record is from the annotation of a GenBank genome assembly. NCBI's taxonomy places the organism in Eukaryota, Viridiplantae, Streptophyta, Magnoliopsida, Fabales, Fabaceae.